AUGGGCUUCUUUAUCGCGACGUCCUGCAACGAAAAUCUUAUGCAGUUGUGUAAGCCGUGCGCUAGAAGCUAGAUGGGAUUCGCUCGUGUUGUCUUUGUUAACAGCUAGCACUGAUCAUGUGGAUAAUUCAAGCAGCUCUGCUAGUACUGACGGUCUUCGUGGCAGGCAGUGGACAUGAGGUGCCUACGAUGUCUCUUCUUACCAGAAAAGGUAAACGUUGGCCAGAGUUGUCUAAACACCCGCAGCGGUUCGGCUCUUCGAGCCCCUUUCAGCAGCCAUCAGUCAUCUCAAUCAGGGAUCCAGAUGUAGCAAUGGAUCUCUUCUCUGUAACGGGUAUACAUAAGAAAGGAGCAAGAAAAGACGUAGACAAAUUGUUAGACCGAAAUGAGCUGUUCAGAAGUGUUGGCCAUUUGCCAUCAGAGAACAAGAAAAAGAAUCCAGUUCGCCAUCAUCGACGUAAAGCCGACCGUCACCAUAUUUUUCUUCAAGACCAGUCGGCAUUCGAAAGUGAAACAGAAGACUAUCGGGGGGUUUCGAGUAACAACAUGGAAGGUCCUGGAAGCACGCCAUCCCAGCGUUCAGCGGACGAUUACGAAGACCUUACAAAAUCUAGAAAUGAAAUAACAGAAGAAUUGGCCACAGUGACUUCAGAACCCGUACAUCCCAACCGAUGCAAAGGCUCAGGGAAUAGCAAGGAUUCUAACUGCACAUCGGAGCGGAAUCAUUUUCCGUCCUCCGUCUUGAUGAUCGAAGCUCAUUAUAAUCAGACGGUACGGGACUUUUGCAGAUCUGUACACCUGUGGAAAGAGUAGAAAUCAGUGGUGUCGACGAUGUUCAAAUGCUUCUCAACGCCCUUUUCGAGCAAAUGACGGUUAAAGACAAGAGUAUGAAAGCCUCCAGCAUUGUUUUGCUCUUCAAUCUAGAACAUUACGCUAAUUGGACAAAAGAAGACGUCAUCGAGGUUCUGCAAGCCUCUGUCACUGCGCUUCGUAACGGCUUCAGCGACAUGAUGAUUUACAGCAAAUUCCAUCAAGACGGGGCCGAUUUCAACGACACCCACCUCACUCUAACUUACGACGUCAAGUAUUGGUUGUCAGAACUUUGUAAUCAGAGGCUGACGCCAUGUGCCGAUUUCGCCUCCAUCAUCCUCGAGUCGGUCUUGCAAAUGAAUCAAAUUGAACAAGAAGAAGCUGAUAACGACGUCUCAUCUGAUGUAAAGGAUUCCUUAGACGAUGCAUCAUCCCAAGCUAAUGCAUGGUGCCAGCAACUUGGAUUGGGCCCCGGCUCACGGAUCGUCGAUGUAAGAGCAUUGCUUCUGAAGCCUACGGGUGGCUACCACAGGGAAGAAACGAGCUUGGUAUUGGGGGACAUUCUACCAAAAAAUUCCAAAUCCUAUGACAAAAACAGAGCCCCAAAGUUUUUCGGCCAACCCACAAUAGUCUAUUUUCACGUCACCGUCUUAUCCAUCGACACGAUCAACGAAGAAUCUAUGACGUAUGUGGCAGACAUUUUCCUCGCACAGAGUUGGAGAGAUCAUCGUCUGCGGCUACCGGAGGAUAUGACAGAAGAAUACCGUAUCCUUGAUGUUGGUUGGCUCCAAAACAUUUGGCGACCUGACUGUUUUUUCAAAAAUGCAAAAAAAGUCACUUUUCACGAAAUGAGCGUGCCUAAUCAUUAUCUCUGGUUGUACCACGACAAAACGCUGAUUUACAUGGCCAAGUUGACACUAGUCUUAUCCUGCGCUAUGAAAUUUGAAAAUUAUCCGCACGACACGCAAGUUUGUUCAAUGCAGAUCGAAAGCCUGUCCCACACCACCCACGAUCUAGUAUUCAAAUGGAACUUCACAGAUCCUCUGGUUACCAAUCCUGAUAUCGAGCUGCCCCAACUGGAUAUCGCAAAGAACACCACGGAAGACUGCACGCUCGAGUACUCCACCGGCAAUUUCACCUGCCUAGCCGUGGUAUUCAACCUACGUCGCCGACUGGGUUAUCAUCUGUUCCACACAUAUAUUCCAUCAGGGCUAAUCGUCGUUAUGUCUUGGAUUUCCUUCUGGAUCAAACCGGAGGCCAUUCCUGCCAGAGCUACGUUAGGCGUUACUUCACUGCUGACUCUGUCCACGCAGAGUACGCAAUCGCAGAGAUCUCUGCCCCCUGUUUCCUACGUCAAGGCAAUUGAUGUUUGGAUGUCUUCCUGCACUGUUUUCGUCUUCAUGUCUCUAAUGGAAUUUGCAGUCGUUAACAGUUUUAUGGGACCGGUGGCAACCAAGCCGAUGAAGGGAUACUCCGAAGAAGACUUGUCCAUCCAUCGACCUUCAGGUUACAACGGAACUAACUCGUCUCUUCGCUUGAGAGGGAAACCGUCAAGUCCGGCUCGAGGGCCGCCACCGCCUCCGCCUGGGCCUCAGUACGUUACCUUUUGUAACGGCCGCGAAGUGGCCUUAUUUAUUGACCAAUGGUCGCGUCUCUUUUUCCCAAUCGCAUUCAUCAUUCUCAACUUGGUCUACUGGAUAACGUUUUUGCACUGAAUAUUUCUGUUGUUUUACCUACUGCUGUUAUGCGUGCAAUUCAAUUUACGCUGCUGACAGUAACCUAGUUCAUCGUUGUGUUCCUUCUGCUGUGCAGCGUAGACUGAAAACCGAGAAAGAUCGAGAAUAUCAUAACUUGUGAAAUACACAAUGAAAACUUUUAA
Messenger RNA from Daphnia magna, 2688 nucleotides. Its product is annotated as glycine receptor subunit alpha-2-like. Bases 839 to 2524 code for a protein of 561 amino acids. The record is from RefSeq and is a predicted model, not a curated record. Gene Ontology annotation, molecular function: chloride channel activity; neurotransmitter receptor activity; transmembrane signaling receptor activity. The transcript has 13 exons. Gene Ontology annotation, cellular component: neuron projection; synapse; membrane. Lineage: Eukaryota; Metazoa; Arthropoda; Branchiopoda; Diplostraca; Daphniidae. Gene Ontology annotation, biological process: chloride transmembrane transport; chemical synaptic transmission; signal transduction.